Molecule: messenger RNA, 2882 nt
Organism: Sarcophilus harrisii (Tasmanian devil)
Lineage: Eukaryota; Metazoa; Chordata; Mammalia; Dasyuromorphia; Dasyuridae
Gene: FBXO16
Product: F-box protein 16
Exons: 7
Coding region: 25-1026 (333 amino acids)
Molecular function (GO): protein binding
Source: RefSeq, a predicted model, not a curated record
UUUUUCUUGUGGAAAUAUAUUGAGAUGGCAUUUGCACCUCCCAAAAACCUAGAUGGGCCCAAAAUGCAGACAAAAAUGAGUACCUGGACACCGCUAAACCAUCAGAUUUUGAAUGAAAAGAUAUUUGAAGAAAGAAGAAUCCUACUUGGAAAAUGGUUUGAUAAGUGGACAGAUGCUCAGAGGAGAAGAAUAUUGAUAGGCUUGUUUGAACAGUGCUCUGUGUCACAGCAAAAAUUCUGUAGUCGGCAACUUCAGCAAAGAAUUCCAGCAGAAGCAGUGGAUUUCACGACCAAGCUGCCUCGGGUGUUGUCUUUGUACAUCUUUUCUUUCCUAGACCCACGAAGUCUCUGUCGAUGUGCACAGGUGAGCUGGCACUGGAAGAACUUGACUGAAAUGGAUCAGCUCUGGAUGCGCAAGUGUUUGCGUUUUAAUUGGUGCAUCAAUUUCUCUCCAACCCCUUUUGAACAGGGGGUGUGGAAGAAGCACUAUAUUGAGAUGGUGAAAAUACUUCAUAUUUCUAAGCCCAAGACUCCACCAAAAAAUGAUUUUAUGGCUACUGACAUUCAGGCAGCAUCAGGUGACCCUAAAGGGGUGAAGCAAUCCCCUUCAUCUGCCCUUCAUUCCUCCUGCUCAUUUAGGAAGAAGACUAACCGAGGGGAAAAGGAUCUUCCACCAUGGCGUUCUUCUGAUAAACAUCCCACUGAUAUCAUUCGGUUCAAUUACUUAGACAACUGUGAUCCCAUUGAACAAGCUUGGCAGGUAAAGAAGAAAGGAAGUGAACAGGCCUCAGAUUUCAACCGACAAUCACAUAACAAGAAAAAUAAAUUUCAAGACAGAUCCAAGCUGAGAAAAGCACAAUCACUGGUAUCAUUAGAGACAGACUCCUCUCCUCUGAAGGUACCAACUCACCUCAACUGGGCUUCUUAUGAAUCACUAAGAUACACAAAAGCCAGAGCCCAAAUGGUCACACAUCACUUUCAGGAGCAUCAUAGACCCAUUCAGGCUCCAGAGCUGAAACAGAAUUAAAGCACCAAGUGCUUUUAUUGAUACCACAAGAAGAUCUGACUAUAUUUAAUGAAUACCUGGCUUUUUACCCUCCGGUGGAGACUUAUGCAACUGAAGUGUCGUAUUUCCCCAAAAUAAUCCUACAGAAUGUCCCAAGCUCUGAUUUGGAAUCUGAAAACCCAGAUCUGGCUCCCUGACUUUGCUAUUUAUUAGCUGUGUGACCUUAAGCAAGUCACUUAUCCCUACUCAUUUUUCCCCCUUAUCUGUUAAAUAAGGAUAAUAGGAUCUCUAAAGAGAUUGCAUCUCUGAAGCUAUGAUUCUGUGUUGUAUGUAUAAUUCAUAUGUUUAUAAGACAUUUACAACAUUGAGAGAAAUGUGAUUGAUCAUUCACACUUUUGUGUACUAAGAUAACUAAGUGAGAUUAUUAACACUCAUAGUCAGACUAAGCAAAAUGGGAUGAUGCCUCAGCACAAUUUUGUCAGGAUUGUAUGCUGCAAUCAUGAGGAAAUAUAAUGAUAUUUAUAGCUUGCUUUUUAAAAAUCUGCAACAUGCUUCAUAUAUAUUUCACCAUAAUCCUGUGAGAUAAGUACUGAAGGUAUUUUUCAUUCUAUUUUUCAGAUGAAGUAACUGAAUCUCAGAGAAGUUAAGUUAUCUGCUCAUGAUCAUAGGGUUAGUAAGUGACAAGGGGUAUGUGAACCCAAGCCUUCCUGAUUCCAAAACUCAGAAUAGAUAUAAAAGGAAGGGUGAACCAGAACUCUUACCAUGCCCAAACAUUGGCUAUUCAUCAAGAUUUCCAUUUAUUGAGAUUUGGGGGAGGGAGCACAGGUAAGAAUUCCUAAGCAAGAGAAUCUAGGGCCAUAACCAUUUAUUACAAUGGGUUUAGGACCAUAGAAACAUGGUGGGUCUUAGAACUGCAACCAGAAGGAUUUCUUCAAAGCCCAUGAGCGACUCUAUUUUUCAAGGUGCUUUACUUAGAGGUCUUCAAUUAGCAAGUCUCAGACAAGUGCUGACGUGUUUGCAUUCACUGUAAUCUACAAUUGUUUUUUGUAAUAGAAGUUUAGGCUCAAAUAAUUGGAAUUAGUGUUUCAAGAGCAUUUAUGUAUUUUAAUAAGCUAUUAAAAGUGCAGGGACAUUAGAGGAAUGAAUGCUUAAAUUGAAUCAUCUGACAUUCUAUAAACAUACAUAAUUAUGAUACUUGACAAAUAUAUCUCAUGAUAAAGCUGGUUAUGUGAUAUAUCCGAAUCAAAAGUUAAUUGGAUAUUUAUUUACCUGCAAAAGGUACAAUCUUGGGUGUGUGCCUGUCUUUUAUAUGUUGUUCUCCCAAAUGAAUACAGAUGAUGGUGGGUUUUUGAGUAUUUGCUUCCAAGAAAUAUAUGAUGUCAUAAUUUUUAUUGCAAAUAAAUAUAACUAUUAUAAAAUGUCUUUCCAUUUUACUUAAAAUGCUCCAUAUUCAUCUUUGGAUGUUAUUCCAUUUCCUUCCUCCUAACCCAGUCUGAAAAGGACUAUGUCAAGACUUCUCAUAGGAUGCAGGUGGGUGGGUUUAGGAGAAGAGAAAACUGGCAUAGCUGGAAAAUUUCCACACAGGGAGGAGCAAGGAGCCAAGGUGGGAAACGGGAUAUGGAUCAAUAAGCUGAAAGGCUAGAGGCAAGUAAUGAUGUACAGAGGGGAAGUGGGAUAGACACGGUCCAAAGGGGCCCCCAAGAUGUUAGAUCUAGGGUUGGGUGAAAGCAUUUUUAGUUAAGAAGUAAAUCUUGGUUUAGCAAGUCUUUUGUAGAUUUGCUGUUUUCAACGUCCUGCAAGCUUUUUUUGAUCUCCUGAUUUGCCUGACUGGCCCCCUUCUCCAGUUUCUCCUGGAAUUGACUUCUGGAUUGCUUUUG